AUGGGCAGUCUUCCUCUUGUUGAGAAAGGGAAGAGGGAGAUGGUGAAGGAUAUUCACCGACUUGCAAAUCUAGAGCUCCAAGCAACUGAUGUGCUUCGCGAGAGUAAUCUGGUUGGUUCUGGAAGUUUUGGCUCUGUUUACAAAGGCAUUCUCAGAAGUGAAACUGCCAUUGCAGUUAAAGUGUUCAAUCUACAAGUGGAUGAGGCAUUCAAGAGCUUUGAUACGGAAUGUGAAGUUCUGCGCAACCUUCUCCAUAGGAAUCUCGUAAAAGUCAUCACUUGUUGUUCCAACGUUUAUUUUAAGGCUUUAGUGUUGGAGUAUAUGCCUAAUGGUAGUCUUGACAAGUUUUUGUAUUCGCACAACUACUUCCUCGACAUCAAGCAGAGACUAAGCAUAAUGAUAGAUGCUGCAUGUGCAUUAGAAUAUCUUCACCGUGGGUGCUCGUCACCUGUGAUUCAUUGUGAUCUGAAGCCUUGUAAUGUCUUGCUGGAUGAGGAUAUGGUUACCCACCUAAGUGACUUUGGCAUUUCAAAAGUGCUUGGUGACGAUGAGAGUGAUUUAUACACUAAAACUAUAGCAACAUUGGGGUAUAUUGCACCAGAUACGCCUCUUAGUUUUGUUGAUUUUUCCUCUCUUUUUUCCCAAGUGGAAUGUAUAUUACAUCUUUAUAUUAAUUGUUUGACUGUAGAGUAUGGACAGGAUGGUUUGGUAUCAACAAAGUGUGAUGUCUAUAUCUACGGGAUCAUGUUGCUAGAAACAUUUACCAGGAGAAAGCCUAACCAGUUUGAGGGUGAUCUUAGCUUGAAGCUAUGGGUGAGUUGUUCACUUCAAGAGGCAGUAAUGGACAUCGUAGAUGCCAACUUGCUAACAUCAAGUGGCAAUCGCUUACAGAAGGAGAUUGAUGUUGUGGCAUCAAUAAUGAAAGUGGCAUUAGAUUGUUGUGUUGAAUCUCCGACAGGAAGGACAAACAUGAAAGACGUUGUAGGGACGCUACAAAAGAUCAAGAUUCAACUUCUUGCAUGCUAA
Molecule: messenger RNA, 1026 nt
Organism: Capsicum annuum
Lineage: Eukaryota; Viridiplantae; Streptophyta; Magnoliopsida; Solanales; Solanaceae
Product: receptor kinase-like protein Xa21
Exons: 2
Coding region: 1-1026 (341 amino acids)
Biological process (GO): protein phosphorylation
Molecular function (GO): ATP binding; protein kinase activity
Source: RefSeq, a predicted model, not a curated record